Messenger RNA from Penicilliopsis zonata CBS 506.65, 2683 nucleotides. RefSeq lists its product as hypothetical. Lineage: Eukaryota; Fungi; Ascomycota; Eurotiomycetes; Eurotiales; Aspergillaceae. Gene Ontology annotation, cellular component: nucleus; cytosol. The coding region runs from base 207 to 2525 and encodes 772 amino acids. Gene Ontology annotation, biological process: protein deubiquitination. The transcript is spliced from 5 exons. The record is from RefSeq and is a predicted model, not a curated record. Gene Ontology annotation, molecular function: cysteine-type endopeptidase activity; cysteine-type deubiquitinase activity.
CGGCCUGGUGACACUGAAAUAAGUUGUGCGAGAAUUUGCUCUACGUCUACAAUCAACUUCCCUCGACCUUUCUGCCUGGUGGUUUUCUGUGCGACAGCCACAACCGAACGUGCCGGGAGCUUGGAGCUCUCGCAGGGCGCUGAACACGCAGAUGAGGCGGAUCGCGGCCUGCUAAGCCGAGUCUGUUUCGAGUCUGUCUGCUCACCAUGGGGUCUUUGUUUAGAUUCAGAAACAAUGCGGGAACCGCAAGUCCCGCGGUCGGGACAACGCCGACCAAAAAAGAAGCACACCCACCGGUCGUGACUCCUCUUGAGAAACAUUUGCAGGAUAUGGGCCCAAUACGACAGGAUGGCAGUGACAAGUUCUUUGGCAUGGAAAAUUAUGGAAAUACAUGCUACUGUAACUCGAUCCUUCAAUGUCUCUACUACUCGAUUCCCUUCCGAGAAGCUGUCAUAAACUACCCGCGACGCACACCGAUCGAAACUCUGGAGGCAGCGCUGGAGAAAUCACUCAGGAUUCAGGAUCCCAACAAUCCGAUCGACCUGGAGGCUCAGGCGGCCGCAAAGCAGGCGAAGCAGCCCAACGGCCAGUCGUCCGCUCGCGGCGCCGGCGUGCCCCCGAACCAACCGCAAAAACCGGAAGAUAAGGAUUCCCCCGAGUACAAGAAGAAGGUCGCGUUACAAACACUACCUUUGCUCGAACCGAACAACAACGCCCCCAGCUAUGGCAUGUCGGAGUCGCUGUUCACCUCGUUAAAGGACCUCUUCGAGUCCGUGGUCGGCAGUCAGAUCCGAAUGGGUAUCGUGCGGCCCCAGCAGUUCCUCGAGGUCCUCCGCCGCGAACACGAGAUGUUCCGCACGGCGAUGCAUCAGGAUGCGCACGAGUUUCUGAAUCUCUUACUCAACGAAGUCGUCUCCAACGUCGAGGCCGAGGCGGCCAAGCUGGCCCUCCUCGACAAGGACGUGGCGCCCGGACAGAGCGCCGAGUCCCUGGACCAAGCCACGAUCAGCACGGGUUCCAAAACCCCAAGCACCACUCGUUGGGUUCACGAAUUGUUCGAGGGGACCCUGACCUCCGAAACCCAAUGCCUGACGUGUGAAAACGUCUCGCAACGCGAUGAGAUCUUCCUUGAUCUCUCGGUGGAUCUGGAACAGCAUUCCUCCGUCACUUCGUGUCUCCGCAAGUUCUCCGCAGAAGAGAUGCUGUGCGAGCGGAACAAGUUUCACUGUGACAACUGCGGCGGCCUCCAGGAGGCCGAGAAGCGCAUGAAGAUCAAGCGUCUGCCUCGGGUGCUUGCCCUCCACCUGAAACGCUUCAAGUACACCGAAGACUUGCAAAGGCUGCAAAAGCUGUUCCACCGGGUGGUGUACCCUUACCACCUGCGGCUAUUCAACACCACCGACGAAGCCGAGGACCCCGAUCGGCUUUAUGAAUUAUACGCCGUGGUGGUUCAUAUCGGCGGUGGGCCUUACCACGGUCACUACGUUGCCAUCAUCAAGACCGAGGACCGCGGCUGGCUGCUCUUUGACGAUGAGAUGGUCGAACCCGUGGACAAGAACUACGUCCGCAACUUCUUCGGCGACCGGCCAGGACUGGCCUGCGCCUACGUCCUGUUCUACCAGGAGACGACCCUGGAGGCGAUGAUGAAGGAGCAGGAACAAGAGGAUCUCGCCUCGACCAUGGCCUCCAUGGACGUGAAUGACCUGGCCUUCAAGCAGAACGGAUUCUCACCCAUGUCCCCCACCGGCUUGUCUCAUUUCCAUACCGCUUCGCAGAUCCCUUCCCCGCACGAGGAAACCACCAGCCGCUAUGGCCUCGUGCGUGCCCCGACCGCACCCCAGCUUACUCCACACCCAGAGCAUCCGGAGGCCGAGCCGGAAGUACCACAAUCGCCCGACGCGACGACAGUGCCUCCUCCUCUUCCUCCGCUCCCGAUCUCCUCUCCCUCGCCACUCAGUCCGAAAAAGCAAGAUGCGCACACCCGCAAGGAGCAAGUCCGAGAGGAGAAGGAACGCAAAGCGGCCGAAAAGGAGCGGAAGGCCGAGCAGGAGGCGAAGCGCAGGGAAGACUUCAAGCGUGAAGAAGCUGAGAUGAGGGCCGCCAUCGAGGCCAGCAAGGCCAGCAAGGCUGAGGAAGAUCGCCGCCACGACGACAACCCCCACAAGUUGGCUGGGGGGCUGAAUCUUCUGAAACGUAGUAGCAAGAGCUUCAGCCACCGGAUCGGUGGCAAUCACCGCGAACGACGGAUCUCUUCCACCGAUCUACCGCCCAUGGUGGCCCCUGCAGAGCAACAGACUGCGUCAACGGCCCCUGCUGCUGCCCCUGCUGUCCCUGCUGUCCCCGUUGUUCCCGAUAUACCUCCUGCAAUCCCCGAAUCCCGGCCAGCAAAGGAUUCAGCGCCGAUUCCUUCUUCCAAGGCAAUCGCUCACGACGAGGAUAUGCUCAAGGACUCCAACGGCAAGCAUGGCCACGGCAAAUGGCGGAGCUUCAGCCUCCGCAAGAAGUCGUUCAGCAUUCUCUCUUAAGAGGUCGGUCUGCAAUCAGACCAUACUCUCGGAGUCACCCUGUUUCUACUCAUCUUUUCAUUCGAGUCAUUACUUUGACAUACUGCACAUAAUCUCUCCGGUACAUACUGAUCGUCGUUUUUUUCUUUUUUUUUUUCGACAUCCCUGUUUUAGUCACA